AUGAUCGAAUCACUUCCGUCAAAAACAGUUGAAUUCCCAAUUCCACUGAAGAAAAACCAACAAGCCAAUCUCCUAUGGGCCGUUAUUGCACUCACAGAAAUCGCCAAAACAGACCAGACUCGAUACGUGGAUUUCUGGCACUUCCUUUCAAAAAAGCAGAAGCAUCAACUAAACGAAGCUGCCUUUCGUGAAACCCAAAGAAUCCUCCAAUGCACCUCCCUUUGGUUCCAGUCGUCAUACUUUCGUUUCAGGUACCAGCGGAAUCCCAUUCCUCGAAGUGUCUAUAGAGGCUACUUCAGUAUCGAGAUGAAACCCAGGAUCGGAAUCAACGUGUUGCUCAAGGAGAUGGAUUUGGUGAAGAUGGAGGAAUCCACGAAAAACACGCUCUUCAAAGUCAAGAUGCUGAACUUUGGCAGCGACCUGAUCACACUCAAACCCACCAAGCAGUGCUAUGUCGAAGCUUACCGAGAGAUUCUUCCCCUUUUCGACAAUACGUUGCAUUGCACAAGCAAGGGCAACAUCGCCAUCAACGUCAUCAAGGAGCCCGUGCCUGUGCUUCUCUUCUUGCGUACCCCUUUGGAUCCCAAAUCGACCAUCAAACUGCUUCUCACGAUCCACGACGAGUUUGAGUACGAGACGAGAAAACCACAGGAGUAUUUUGUGCUUGUGCUUUUCAGAUCCAACAAAAGACCCAAACCGUAUUGCACUAAACGGUCGACGCUCUGCUACUUGACACCGCCUUUGCAGGACCAUAGAGAGCCCAAUGUGUAUUAUCCCGAAAAGAAGCCCAAGCCGGUGGUGCAAAAGGCAGAGGACAAGAAGGAAACCGAGGAGAAUGUAAAUGAUGAUUUAGCCGAGAAGGAGGCAGCACCUCCUGAAAGCGCUGGAGAGGAUAAGUUCUACGAGGCCGAGGAUUCCACUGAAGAGCCAGAAAGAGCAGUUGUGGAGCAAAGGCGGGAAGAUUUAGUUCAGACUGCACCACCACCGCCUCCCGUAGCUGCUGAACCCAGCUUCCUUCGAAGUGCACUUGACUUGUUUCGACGCAAUCUUCCAUCGCAAGCUCCUCCGAGUUUGAUUGCAAACGGCAUCCCCGAUAGGAUUCCACCAAUGCCAACGAGAACCCUCAAAAGGUACAAGAAGCAGCUCCUCAAGGUGAAGCAAAAAGGGUCAAAGUGA
Candidozyma pseudohaemuli is the source of this 1176-nucleotide messenger RNA. RefSeq lists its product as uncharacterized. The record is from RefSeq and is a predicted model, not a curated record. Lineage: Eukaryota; Fungi; Ascomycota; Pichiomycetes; Serinales; Metschnikowiaceae. Bases 1 to 1176 code for a protein of 391 amino acids. The transcript has a single exon.